Cylicocyclus nassatus is the source of this 3352-nucleotide messenger RNA. NCBI's taxonomy places the organism in Eukaryota, Metazoa, Nematoda, Chromadorea, Rhabditida, Strongylidae. The record is from the annotation of a GenBank genome assembly.
AUGCAGGUAAUGACGACUAGCGGAGAGUCACCACCGGACUCCGGACACGAAAAGAAGAACGGCAGUCUUCCUGUGGUGAGAUCGAACUCCGGGCUCUCUCUGGAACUCCUCGUAAGCACUGGCGAUGGGGAACGAAAUAAACCCAGCCUUGCUGGGCACAGCGAACUUAGAAUAUUCAUCGCUGAUUCAGUUGAAAAGCAAGGAAAACAGCAAAAUUUGUCUUUCUUCAACCUCGUAGAGUUUUCUGCCGCUUUGACCGGAAACAGCCUCUGUGCUGAUGCUGCAGUCGAUCUCUUACCCGUCCCACCAGAUGGAGGAUAUGGUUGGAUAAUUGUACUUGCUGCAUUUUUUUCGAAUCUCAUUGUUGACGGAGUAUGCACAUGUUUUGCUGAAUUUAAGAGUUCUUACUCACAACAUUUCCAGUCUACGGAUGCUGCCACAGCACUUAUUGGUUCAUUGCUAAUUGGAGUGUAUUUGCUUGUAGGACCCGUUGUUGGUGGUUUGGUAAAUAAAUACGGUGCUCGAAAAGUUGUCAUGGGUGGUGCUUUCAUAUCCGGGACUGCGUUUCUAAUCUCAGUCGCCUCCCCAAAUAUCUACUUCUUUAUGCUUAUUUAUGGUGUAAUGGGUGGCAUAGGUUUUGGUAUGAUCUAUCUGCCUGCCAUAGUUGUAGUUGGCUAUUAUUUCGAGAGUAAAAGAGCUGUCGCUACUGGAAUCGCUGUUGCUGGCUCUGGUGUGGGUACAAUGGUGAUGCCAUUUGUUACAGAGUACUUCAUUUCCACGAUUGGCUGGAAAUAUACUGUAUGGAUUCUGGCAGCAUUAGUAUUUACAUGUGCUGCUUUUGCCAUACUGUAUCGGCCGCUACCAGUGCCAACUCUUGAACAAAAAGAUCAAGAGCUUGUUCCGCUACGAGCAGCACUUAGGAAAAUGUCCGAAACUGAUGACGAUGAGAAUCGCGCCACUUCUGAUUUAUCGAACGAACACGAAAGUCCCACCAAACAGAAUCACGAUGAUCCGGUAAUGGCACGACUUCGUAAUGCACUCUCAGAAUGUGAAAAUGAUACCGAUACCUCACCUUCAACACCUGUUCGACAACCUCUUUCACCAGUUCUUGAGGGAACCAUCAGUAAAAGCCGUGCUGGUAGCACACAUCAGACUCACAUUGCUCCUGGUGUGCGAGCUCGAAAAUUAACACUCACUAGCAUGACAAGCGACAUGACAUCCAACAACGAUCUCAAAGCUUCACGAGCAACGCUUAGUGGCCCACAACUGAGCAGAAUUUCAGCCAGAAGUUUUGCACAGUCACUAAGUAGACUAUCGAGUAAAGGAGAAGCUUCGAGUCUGAGCAUUGCAAUGAGUGGUGUGGAUCCACAAGAAUUUGCACGACCACUGAACAGACAGGAUAUCUUUUAUGCUGGAUCUAUCAAAAAUUUGAAAGAAUUCAAACAAGAAGGAAACAAUCUACAAUCGUAUCGUGGUUCGGUGAUGUCAAUUCCUAGAUCUGUAAUUGGCCAUGCAGCAUCCAGUCUUAGUCAAGCAGGAGAUUUGCACGAAUUAGGCUCGCGUAUCGGAGGAUCGCGCUUGUCUCGUAUUACUGGUGGUCUUGGGACAGAAGAUGAAGAAGUUCUGGAUGAUUACUACGAUAACGGGCGAUGCAAAUGGAUCCCCUUGGCUAUUCGCAAUGCAUUUUCUGAAAUGAUCGAUCUGGAAUUGCUGAAAGAUCCAGUAAUGAUGCUGCUUUGCGUUUCAAAUCUGCUUGGAAUGAUGGGAUUCUACAUUCCAUUUGUGUUCCUGAAAGAUUUGGCUCAUUCACAUGGAACAAAUUCGAGCGAUAGUCGAUAUUUAGUACCAACAAUUGGUGUGACUAACACAAUCGGAAGGGUUUUCUUUGGAUGGCUAGCAGACAGAGGAUAUGUUUCAGCUUUAGUUAUCAAUAACUUUUCUCUAUUAGCUUGCGGUUUUCUUACACUUGCUGCUCCGCUUCUGCCCACUUUCUCACUUCAAAUGACUUACGCGGCACUAUUUGGCUUCAUCAUUUCUGCUUACGUAUGCUUGACCUCGAUCGUAUUGUCGGACCUUCUGGGACUUGAAAAACUAACAAACUCAUUCGGACUUCUUGUUGUGGCAAGGGGUAUCGCAUCGUUAGCCGGCUCUCCAUUUGCUGGCUUGGUCUACGACGUUACUCAGUCCUACUCGGCUACAUUUUACUUCGCUGGAUUUGUUAUUGUUGUUUCUGGUCUGAUCUCGUGUGCUAUUCCAUUGGUACAUAAGUGGAAGAGAAGUCAUGGAGAUAAUGAAGGUGAUACGAAGGAUAUGGACAACGUAUCCGGGAAGCUGUCGGUAUUGACGGAACGCUCUGAAGAAAAUCUUACUGAGUACCAGAGGACCAUUCAGAGUCUCAGACAACAGCAUGCUCUACUCAAAGAAAUCGAGGAGGAAAAGCGAAGAUUGAAGAGUGUCGACGAAGGGAACAAAAGAAAUGGAACCGUUGAAGAAGUGAACGAGGAAGACGGAGAGGACGAAACUCACAAGACAAAUUCUGAGAAAGCUGAAAAAUAAGGAUUUUGCUGGAAGUUCAUUGGUUACAGAAACAGGAGUCAGUUCAUCUUCUUACGCUUUCAGCUGCCCAGCUAAAGCGUAAGAGCUAGAGAUUGUUGAAUUCUGAAUUCUCAAGAACACCGAUUGUUAAUCAUAAUUUAAUUGCGCGAUAUUUUCAAAUCAGACAGUAGCCUAAUGUUGUGUUUUUCACCUCCGUUGAGCACAAGAGAAAAAUCGAGUUUUAGAAAGAAGAAAAUUCGAAGUGUUUCAUAUCAGCUGAGACGAUUUUCAGCACGCAUUUGCUACGGGUAGGCUCCGUCUGAAACUCUCUCUCUGUCUCAUUCGCCUUGCUCCUUCAUGCUUGUCUAGUCGUUGUUUAGCCGCUUUCAUAUCUCACUCUGUUUUUCUUUUUUUCAAUUAUUCUGCAUUUAUUCUAUUAUCUCUUUAUCAUACUAAACUGAUUGAAGAGUUCAUAUAAAAUAUGGACCCCCCAGAGAUGCAAAAAAGUUCUCCUAAGUUCGAUUGUAAAUGACAUUCGAUUAUUGUGGUUUAUUUUUGAUUGGUGAAUUUGAAAUGCAUGUUGUUCUCCACCUAAUUCGUUAUUUGCAGUGCCAACUGCUGAGCUUCUAACUAAGGUUGAUGUUUUAAAUGUUUUCUGUAUUGAUGUACAAUUCUCAGUGUUUGUUCCAUAAGCCGGUUUCUUAACUCAGCGAUGAUCGCUCAGAAGCUCCGUAUGCGCUUGCUUCUAUUCGAUCCUUUUUUUAUUUUUAUUUUUGUUUCAAAUUGGACGAUGAAUCCUGUGAUAAAUGCUUUCAGU